Aplosporella prunicola CBS 121167 is the source of this 1234-nucleotide messenger RNA. RefSeq lists its product as uncharacterized. NCBI's taxonomy places the organism in Eukaryota, Fungi, Ascomycota, Dothideomycetes, Botryosphaeriales, Aplosporellaceae. The transcript is spliced from 2 exons. Bases 166 to 933 code for a protein of 255 amino acids. The record is from RefSeq and is a predicted model, not a curated record.
UAUGCGGCAUGGCCUCAUCUCCAAAAACAGCAAGUGCAAUGGAAGAGACUGCCCUUCUCCAAACGCCCUGCGCCACUCGCAACCUGACCCUAGACACUCGAAGGCGCCAUGUUAAAUCCGCCACCCUCUGGGCUGCCUCGCCCAUCAUGCAUCAAUCCGUCGUCCAUGAUGGCGCAGACCGAUCAGUGCAAAGAUGAACGACGCUUCUACUUCCUCCACCUCCCAGCUGAGAUCAGAACCAUGCUCUACCGUCUGCUGGUGACGUUCUCGCAUCCUCUCGACUCUUGUCGCCAUCGAUCGAGACCUGCCCGCGUGGUCCAGGGCCUAGAAAUACUGAGGACUUGCAAAAUCAUCAACAUUGAGGCUUCGUACGUCUUCUUCACCGAAAACACCAUCUCCUUCACUGUCCGCAACUAUCUAUGCCGGUCUUUCGAAAACAGCGGCUGGCUGGCUCGAGUUCGCCAUCUCAGAAUCCACGUGGUGGUCAGAAACGCCAGUUGCUCGAACACUGUGCGAAAUAUCAAGAACUUCUUUCAUCACAUCAAGCAGAGUGUCACUGAUCUAAGAUCUUUUGAUCUUUUCAUCCGCGACGCAGCAUACAGUCAUCCGGACCGUGCCGAUACAAUCAUCUCUGCACUCAAAGGUUUGAGAGUGCAUGGUCCUGUCCGCGCAGCUCACUUUCGAUGGACUGGCAGCGAAGAAGAAGGAAACGUAGACGACAGCAUGGCUUUGCGUACAAUGCUUAUCGUGGGUUUUGCAGCGAAUGUCACUGAGACCAUCAUCGUCAGAGUUGCCUUUCCCAAAAAUGGAGAACGCAACUUCCGCGAUAUUCCCAAGUAUACGGCUAGCAGCGAUCAGCCGUUUGAGAAGAUUGUGGCUGGCACAGGCUGCCAGAUCUUGCAGACCAUUGUCUUCACCGGCCGUGGAUUUUGAACGAUGAUAAAGUCAGAAUGCGUGACAGUAUCUGAUACUUGACUACGGAGCAUCCUCCCUUCAGGCAAAGACCUUAUAUUUACAGGGUUUUCCGUUCUGUUCUGGGACAUACCAAUGAGGACUUGCCUAGGCAGCAGAAUUCACCAUGCGCCCUUUGCUUUCAACGCUAUAAUUGCCUGUAUCAUUCUUUGCUUGUAGUCUGACGUGACAGCUUAAUAUAGUCCAAAGGUGCUAGAACGGUGUCACUGAACUUCGUGCAGUACUGCUUAAUUACAUAGAGGUUCUAAAUUCGAAAUCGAGC